AUGUCUGGGAAAAAUGACACUGCAGUGACAGAAUUCAUCUUGCUGGGGUUAACAGACUCACCUGGACUUCAAAUUACACUUUUUGUAUUAUUUUUGGUGAUUUAUACUCUCACCAUGAUGGGAAAUGCAGGGAUGAUCACAUUAAUCAUGAUAGAUUCUCAACUCCACACACCCAUGUAUUUUUUUCUGACCAGCUUGUCCUUGGCUGAUAUUUUUUACUCUUCAAACAUCACUCCCAAGAUGUUAACUGACUUAUUGUCUGAAAGGAAGGUCAUCUCUUUUGCUGGCUGCUUUGUGCAGAUGUAUGUUUUUAUUGCUUUGGCAGCCACUGAGCAUAUCCUCUUUGGAUUGAUGGCUUAUGACCGCUAUGUGGCCAUCUGUAAUCCCCUCCUUUACCCAGUUAUCAUGUCAAGGACAGUGUGCCUGAAGAUGGCCACGGGGGCCUUCACAGCAGGAUUCCUGAACUCGAUUAUUCAUACCAGUUACAUAAGUAGCUUAUCCUUCUGUGGCUCCAAUGUCAUCCAUCACUUUUUCUGUGACACUCCCCCAGUACUCAAACUCUCUUGCUCUGAUACUCAAAUGAAUGAAACAAUGUCUGUGGAAAACCAUACUGCAGUGACUGAAUUCAUCUUGCUAGGGUUAACAGACUCACCUGAACUUCAAGUUAUACUUUUUGUAUUAUUUUUGGUGAUUUACAUUCUCACAACUAUGGGAAAUGCAGGAAUGAUUACAUUGAUCAUGAUAGAUUUUCAACUCCACACACCUAUGUAUUUCUUUCUGACCAAUUUAUCUUUGACUGAUGUUUUUUACUCUUCAACUAUUACUCCCAAGAUGUUAGCUGACUUAUUGUCUAAAAGAAAAGUCAUCUCUUUUACUGGCUGCUUUCUGCAGAUGUAUGUCUUUAUUGCUUUAUCAACUACUGAGUGUAUCCUGUUUGGAUUGAUGGCAUAUGACCGCUAUGUGGCCAUCUGUAAUCCCCUCCUUUACCCGGUUAUAAUGUCAAGGACAGUGUGCCUGAAGAUGGCCACGGGGGCCUUCACAGCAGGAUUCCUGAACUCGAUUAUUCAUACCAGUUACAUAAGUAGCUUAUCCUUCUGUGACUCCAAUGUCGUCCAUCACUUUUUCUGUGACAGUCCCCCAAUCCUCAAACUUUCUUGCUCUGAUACUCAAAUGAAUGAAACUAUCAUUUUCAUUUGUGCUGGGAUAAACAUGUUAGGAACAUUUCUGAUCAUCCUUACCUCUUAUGUCUGCAUCCUCUUCUCCAUUCUACGCUUGAAUUCAGUUGAAGGGAGGCGCAAAGCAUUCUCAACCUGUGCUUCUCAUAUUACAGCCAUUGUUAUAUUUUAUGGAACUGUGAUUGUUACUUAUUUGUGUCCAAGUUCAAGCUAUUCCCCAACUCAAGGAAAAGUGAUAUCUGUAUUCUACACAGUGGUUAUCCCAAUGUUGAAUCCUUUAAUCUACAGUCUGAGAAAUGAAGAAGUGAAGAGAGCUUUAAAGAAUGCUAUCACUAGAAAAAGAAUCCCAACAUUUAUAUGA
Molecule: messenger RNA, 1536 nt
Organism: Phascolarctos cinereus (koala)
Lineage: Eukaryota; Metazoa; Chordata; Mammalia; Diprotodontia; Phascolarctidae
Product: olfactory receptor 5F1-like
Biological process (GO): G protein-coupled receptor signaling pathway
Cellular component (GO): membrane
Molecular function (GO): olfactory receptor activity; G protein-coupled receptor activity
Source: RefSeq, a predicted model, not a curated record